Molecule: messenger RNA, 1328 nt
Organism: Hypomesus transpacificus
Lineage: Eukaryota; Metazoa; Chordata; Actinopteri; Osmeriformes; Osmeridae
Gene: cthrc1a
Product: collagen triple helix repeat containing 1a
Exons: 4
Coding region: 456-1169 (237 amino acids)
Source: RefSeq, a predicted model, not a curated record
CCUAGGAUUGUGAGAUAAGUGGAGAUAGAGAUACAAACAGAGAAAGAAAGAAAGAGAGAGUGGAGUAUUAGUUAGUAUUAAAAUACACAUUAAAAUAUUACCAAUAUUUAAUAGUAAAGCAAAUACCUAAUUCCACUUGUAGGUAGGUAGGCCUAUUGCAACUUCUGAAUGUGUACAUGGAUUCGCUGAUGCGGCUGUUUUAUCUUUGUGGAGUUUGCUUCAGUACUUCUCCAUCACGUUUGGAAGUUUGACAGAGACUAUUGAAAAUUCCAGAAAUCCCCGAGGACGGAUUUCGGGGUUUUCUGAAUGAGUCGUGCACUGUUCUCUGCUCUCUGGGUCUAGUCUACCCGUCUCUCCUCGCCACAUCCUGCCCCCACCCCACCUCCGCUGGCGGGGGGAGAGACGAUGAGAGACCGGCGCCCUGGGCUUCUUUAUGCUGUAAUAACGAAGGGAAUAUGGACGGCACACCGGCUUGCCUGCUCAUCUGUCUGUGCCUGGUCAUACCGCUAUGUGCCGCGGAACAACCGGACAAACCGGACAAACCGAAGCAUAGACAUCCACGACAGAGAGAUGCCGAAUUUGUCGAUAAAUACAGCACGUGUGUGCAGGGCCCGGCUGGUGUCCAGGGCCGCGAUGGGAACCCGGGCGUUAACGGCAUACCAGGAACCCCAGGGAUACCAGGCCGGGAUGGGCCCAGGGGGGAGAAGGGGGAGUGCAUCAGCGAAAGGUUUGAAGACCCCUGGAGGCCCAACUUCAAACAGUGCGCCUGGAACUCCCUCAACUACGGCAUCGACCUGGGCAAGAUCGCUGACUGCACCUUCACCAAGCGGCGCACCGACAGCGCCCUGCGCGUCCUCUUCACCGGCUCGCUGCGUCUGAAGUGUAAGACGGCGUGCUGCCAGCGCUGGUACUUCACCUUCAACGGGGCCGAGUGCACGGCGCCCCUGCCCAUAGAGUCCAUCAUCUAUCUGGACCAGGGCAGCCCCGAGCUCAACUCCACCAUCAACAUACACAGGACUUCCUCAGUGGAGGGGCUGUGUGAGGGCGUGCACGCGGGGCUCGUGGACGUGGGGAUCUGGGUCGGCACGUGUGCAGACUAUCCCCGUGGCGACGCUUCCACAGGAUGGAACUCCGUGUCGCGCGUCAUCAUCGAGGAGCUCCCCAAAUGAGACGGCGUCUACUUGGUCUCCCCCCCCCCCCCUUUCCUUCCAGACACACACCAUCUCUGGCUGUGUCUCUACACGACUGGGCCUUUAAGGACGUGCCUUUAUAUGAUCAACAAGCCCUGUCUCUGAAAGAAAUAAACUUUUUUUUUUAUAGAAACGUUA